AUGGCAUCAGGUCAUGCAUACACAGGAAACCCAAAGCGCACAGCCCGCUACUACCUGAAUGGCGUGGCCGAUGAACUCACCUCAGAGAACAUCCCGCUGCUGAUAACGCUCGAGUCGUCGUUUGAGCGGGUACUGAUUGCGCGGCUAGCCGAGACUGCGCAGAUUCCUGGCAGUCCUGGAACAUUCGAGUACAUGCUCAAUAGCUGGCGCAGCGUCAGCAAUGUGGUCGGCAACCUGACUGGCGCCAGAGGCAGGGCACUGGACCCGGCAGUGCGUGGCGCUCGUGUCAGCGCUCUUCAGGGCGCGCAGGCACUGCUGGUGUCGUACAUGGGCCUGUCGCUGCAGUUCCCCGACAUGGUCGUCCCAGCCAUUGGCAGGCCAGGCCAGAAGAUUCUGUCGGGCGUUGCUCUGCCGCAGGGCCUGCUUGACCAGAUUAUCAAAAGGUUCGCCAACGAUGGGCUGCCCGAAGUGCUUGCGCCCGUGUUUGCCGAGCUGGGUCUGCGGACAAUCGAUUCUGGCAGUGCUGGAGGAGCUGGUUGCCUACGCGGAUAUCUGCGUGGCCAUCCCGCAGAUGCCGACGUUCGACCCCGAGGAUUGCAACGGGCGGCGAAUGCAGAUAGGCACAGCGCUAGGUCCCGUUCUUGUCGACUGAGCGCCUUCCCGACCAGCAACCCGGAGAUAAUCAGCAACUACUACGCCGAUGCACCAGAGCGCAACCGCGAAGAGCGCAACGCACUCCACAGCAGCAUCCGCUCGACAGUCCAGUACGUGCAGGGAGCCCUGUUUGACGUGUUUUACAAGCUGGUGGCACGUUCAGGCGUGCCGGCACGGACAGCUACUAUCCAGUACACGCUGCGCACCCUGGCAACCAAUGCCCUGCGUUCAGGCAUGCAUGUGGAUCGCGACAAGGUUGUCGACAACGGGUUUGCUGACAACCUGGCCUCGAUAUGGCUGCGCCUGUCUGAGCCCUUCACCCGUGACCCUCAGCUGAAGAAGCUGGAUCGGGUGGAUGCCGACUGGAUCUCCCUGCGCGCUACUCGCAGCUCUGAGACCAUGCCUGCCGGCUUGGACGACGCGCAGAGCCACAUUGGCACAUAUUGGCGCGAGCUGACCCGGCUGCAUGCUGACCAGUCGGCAGCAGACGCGUAUCUGCAGCGGCGGCAGCAGGAGACAGAGGGGCUGGGCGACAAGCAGAUGCCCGGAUUCAUUGCCGACUGCUUCUUUGCCACGGCGGACGCCCUCCACCUCGGCCCAAUCUCGAUCCUCAGCCAGUACAAGGACAUUCUGAGCAAGCUGUCGCGGUUCCGAGGCGAAGUCGAGCGGAUUGAGCGCAUGCCUGAGCUGCUUCCACCUGAGCAGCGUGCAUCGUUGCCGCUGGCGAUGCAGCGGUGGAAGGAGCAGCUCAAGGGCAUGAAGCGCGAAAAGAUCGCGAUGGAUGCGCAGGUGCUUGACCCGCGGCGACUCAAUAGCAUGGUCAUUUUCUACAGAUUCGCCAUGGCGUUCCUGCUGCGGCAGGUUGAUGCCAAUGGCCAGUACCCGCACAGGCCGUUUGCAAUGCCCACCGAUGAGGGCGAGGCGUCGGUUCCAGAGGCGUGGCGCAUGCUGCCGGAAUUCCUGGCAGGAGGACCCGAUCGAAUUCAUCGUGUUCAUCGUCACGUGGGUGUUGGCGAGCUGCGCACAUUCGACGACAUCAUCCCCCUGUUCCUGAUUACGUUCCUGGCCCGCCCAGCGUACAUCAAGAACCCGUAUCUGAAGGCGAAAGCUGGUGGAUGUCCUGCAUAUGCUGACCAAGUCUACCAGUUCCGCGACAUCCUCGACAGCAACCGGUUUGCCAAGGCGUAUCUGGUACCAGCUCUGCUGCGGUUCUACGUGGAUAUUGAACAGACAGGCGCCAGCUCUCAGUUCUACGACAAGUUCAAUAUCCGAUACUACAUCGCACGUACGCUACGGUCGCUGUGGUCGCGUGGACGCAGCCACGUUGUGGCCACCAAGCAGUUCUUCUCGCAGAGCCACCGUGAAUCCAGCACUGCGGCGACGACUGGCAGCACAUACCGUGACCAGCAGGUCAUUGAGCAGUUUGUGGCCGCGUCUGAUGACCGACACAACGUAUCUCCUCGACGAGUCUCUGAGCAAGCUGGCAGGAUAUCCGCGAGCUCGAGAAGCAGCCAGCCGAGCCAGCAGCAGCCAGGCGCUGGCGAAGACGAGGCUGGGGACCGUGCCCAGCGUCUGCAGGAUGCCGAGCGCAUCGCCAGGUCGUACGUGUCGUUGGCCCACGAGACGGUGCCGCGGCCAUUCCAGGCUGGCGAAGUCGUCGAUCGUCUGGCAGCCAUGCUCAACUAUAACCUGGACCAGCUUGCUGGCCCCAAGUGCUCGAACCUACGUGUGCGCGAUAUGCAGCAGCGGUUUUCAUUCAAUCCGCGCGUCCUGCUCUCGGAGCUCACCAGUGUGUACAUUCACCUUGGACUCCCGCGCCAAUCUGACGGCUCGGACGACGCAAUGACCGAUGCCGAGGACCAGCAAGCCAUUGACCGGUUUGUCACCGCCGUGGUCGAGGACGACCGCUCGUACUCGGUGGAGCUGUUCCAAAAGGCCUACGGGAUCCUGGAGCGCAUCUCGCUCAAGAGCCCCGAGUCGCUGGCGCGCCUGCUCGAGUUUGCUGAGAACUGCAAGCAGGCCAAGGUCGACUCGCAUGCGAUCGAGUUCCUUGAGGACGAGGCGCCUGAUGCGUAUCUUGACCCGGUUCUGGCCUCGCUGAUCACCGACCCAGUCCGCCUGCCAACCUCGGACACCAUCAUGGACUUGGCGUCGAUUAAGGGCCAGCUGCUGAGCGACCCGCGCGACCCGUUCAAUCGCAGCCCGCUGACGGUCGACAUGCUGGAGCCGAUGCCCGAGCUCAAGGAGGAGAUCCGUCGGUGGCGCGAGGCCAAGCUCAAAGAGUACUACGCCAGCAAGUAA
This is a messenger RNA of Linderina pennispora, 2955 nucleotides long. RefSeq lists its product as uncharacterized. Gene Ontology annotation, molecular function: ubiquitin-ubiquitin ligase activity. Lineage: Eukaryota; Fungi; Kickxellomycota; Kickxellomycetes; Kickxellales; Kickxellaceae. Gene Ontology annotation, cellular component: nucleus; ubiquitin ligase complex; cytoplasm. Bases 1 to 2955 code for a protein of 984 amino acids. The transcript is spliced from 7 exons. The record is from RefSeq and is a predicted model, not a curated record. Gene Ontology annotation, biological process: protein polyubiquitination.